Diorhabda sublineata is the source of this 2668-nucleotide messenger RNA. RefSeq names its product chloride intracellular channel exc-4 (gene Clic). NCBI's taxonomy places the organism in Eukaryota, Metazoa, Arthropoda, Insecta, Coleoptera, Chrysomelidae. The record is from RefSeq and is a predicted model, not a curated record. The transcript is spliced from 4 exons. Gene Ontology annotation, biological process: chloride transport. Gene Ontology annotation, molecular function: chloride channel activity. Bases 210 to 992 code for a protein of 260 amino acids. Gene Ontology annotation, cellular component: apical plasma membrane; cytoplasm.
GUAAUAUUUCGUCAUAUAUGUAAUAACACGUUUUAAAUUUACAAUUCCACUCCUCAAAUUUAAUCCGGCAUCGUUGUAAAACUUCUACCAACUGACUCAUAACGUCAUUUCAUCAGUUAGUUUUGAGAAUUGGUGUGUUGUGUUAGUUUACACGAAGAAUUUAAACAAUUGUUAAAGUUUGAGUGCCUUUUUCCGGUAGAAAUACAAUAAUGGGCGAUGAAGUAGCUGAAAACGGUCACGUAGAAAAUGGAGACGUACCAGAAAUCGAACUCAUAAUAAGAGCGUCCACCAUAGACGGUAGACGUAAAGGAGCGUGUCUUUUUUGUCAAGAAUAUUUUAUGGAACUGUACUUAUUGGCCGAACUUAAAACGAUUAGUUUAAAAGUAACUACGGUCGAUAUGCAGAAACCGCCUCCCGAUUUUCGUACGAAUUUCGAAGCUACCCCGCCUCCGAUACUAAUAGACAGAGGUAUGGCCAUUUUGGAAAACGAAAAAAUUGAAAGACACAUCAUGAAAAGUGUACCGGGCGGACAUAAUUUAUUUGUACAGGAUAAAGAAGUGGCAACGUUGAUCGAAAACCUUUAUACGAAAUUCAAGAUGUACGUGAGAAAAUACGAAUCGCCCGAUACUACGGAAAGUAGACAACCGUUACUGUCCCAUUUGGAGAGGAUCAACGACUUUUUGGCCAAAAGGGGAACGAGAUUUUUAACCGGAGACACGAUGUCGUGCUUCGAUUGCGAAUUGAUGCCGAGACUUCAACAUAUACGCAUCGGAGCGAAAGCCUUCAGAAAAUUCGAGAUUCCGACGAGUUUCACUGCCCUUUGGAAUUACAUGGCGAACAUGUACGAAUUGGAGGCUUUCAUACAAAGCUGCCCGGCCGAUCAGGACAUCAUUAGUCACAUUAAAAAUCAAUUGGGUCUAAAGACGACGGCUCGGAUAGAAUUGGAAACGCCCGUUUACACGACGGCCAUUCCGGUCCUGGCGGAAUCUUAAAAAAAUUACGAUAAUGGAAAUUUCAAAAAAUUCGGUUUUGUGAUAUUUGAAAUCGGAAGUAUAUAGGAAAGUUUUGAACAAAAAAAAUAGGAAUCGAUCUUUUUCGAAUGUUUUUUUUUAAAAAAAAAUUUUGUAGGCCAGUUUUGAAAAAUAUGGAAUCAUAUUAUAAUCAAAAAACCCUCGUAUAUAAAGUUUGUUAUGCGAUUUUGCUAAAAAUCUAAUUUUAAAUUGAAAUAAUUCAAAUUAUCGGUUAAGGUUGUUACACACGUUCCGAUUUUUGUUUCAAAUUAAAUAGCGUUUUAUUUAGUUUAAAUAUAUAAAAAAAAUUUCUUUUUCAUAUUAUCAAUUAGAAAAAAAAAAAUUCUGUCAAUUUUUCUGUACGAUAUAAACUUGAAAAAAUACAUUUUAAUACGCCGGUACGUGUGUGCCUACCUUUACGUUUAUAAUCGAAAAUGAAAAAAAUGUUUUCUCUUAUUUAAAAAUUAGGGUGGUUACCUACGUUCCGGUAUAAAUACAAAACAAAAUAUUAUUCUGGAUCGUGUGAACCGGUCUUAACGCCGCACAAUAUAAGACAUACCAUCAAAGGUUCGUUAAGGGGGUUACUUACGUUCCGGUAUUUCUACCACUUCCACCAAAUCGAUAAAUCGUAUAAGGAAACGUGUGAACCGGUCUUUACAUCGUGAAAUAUUGAAAUACCAUGAAAAUUUUAAGUUUAAUUCGAUUAAGAUGAUUAUCUACGUUUCGGCAUUUUUUACUAACGCCUAAAAUACAAUUAAUUGUAUCCGGAUUCGCGUAAUCGGGCCUUUACAACAAAAUAUCGUACGUACUAUCGUAUAUGAUAGGGUGAAGGUGGUUUUAUAUGUUCCGGUAUGUUUGUUAAUAGCGAGGGAAUAAUAACUCAUAAUUCUGUACGUGUAAACUGGUCUUUACACGACAAAAUUUUAUACACCCUAUGAAAACUUCGAGUCUUAUUCUAUUAAGGUGGUUAUCUACGUGACGUGACAGUAAUUCGUAUUCCGAUUCGUGUGAAUAGACCUUUAUUUGUACGCUCCGUUAUUUUUGGUUAUAACACGGGAACAAUUAAUCGCGAAUCGUAACGUGUAAAACGGUCUUUAUAACUUAAAAUUUCGUAUAUACCAGCGAAACUUCGAGUUUGAUUCAAUUGACGUUCCGGUAUCUUUAAUGAUAACCUAAAAACAGUAGUAAUUUCCUGUGAACAGGCCUUUAUGACAUACUAUCGUUUAUGAUACGGUUUAGGUGGUUUUCUAAGCUCCGGUAUCUUAACUUUAUUUUUAUUCGUUAGCAAUAAACCGUGUGAAUCGGUCUUUAUAACCCCAAUCGAAUUUGGUGUAGCUGCAUGUUGAGGUGGUUAUCUACGUUUCUUUUUUUCAUCUUAAUAAUCGAUAUAAGCGUAAAUACGCCGGAACGUGUGUGCCACUCUUAACGAUUAUUAUUUUAUCGGCUCCAAACGCAUCAUUUUUAUUUCAAGUAUUAAGUAUUAUUUAAUACAUUAUCUAAAUUUUUAAACAAUUGAUCGAUAAUAACUAGAUAAUACUAGGUUAAUUAUUUAAUUUUAAUUUUUUUUCUUCAAACAAUCGCUUUUUCACUGUUCCAAUACGUAGACGCACUUAUUUUAUUUUUAAUUUAAUCGUAUCGAAAUAUCGAAAAAUUGGUGG